AUGAGGGGAAUUAUUUUUGCACUGGCCUUUGCUCUUGUGGGUAAGUUUUCAAUGCCUCAGUCAACAGAUCCUUCUUUCAGUCAAAGCAAGACGUACGUUUACCAGUACGAAGGGAUUGUUCUGACAGGGCUACCUGAACAUGGCCUGGCUAAGGGAGGCCUGAAGAUAACCAGCAAAGUGCAAAUUAAUUCAGUUGGACUAAAGAGCCAUAUUCUGAAGCUGAUUUCACCUCAAAUUGAAGAGUACAGCGGGGUUUGGCCGAAUGCUCGAUUUAUCCCAGCACGGAAGCUGACUCGGAGGUUGGCCGCACAAUUGAGCAAACCGAUACUGUUUGAAUACAGCCAUGGACGCGUUGGAAAUAUAUAUGCCCAGCCAGAGCUAUCUGAAAACAUCCUCAACAUCUACAGGGGUAUUCUCAACAUGCUUCAGAUCAGCAUUAAAAAGUCACAGAACAUCUAUGAGCUGCAGGAGAGUGGUGUAGAAGGCAUCUGCCAUGCAAGCUAUGCAAUUCAGGAGAACAAGAAAAGUGGAGUAGUCACGAUCACAAAAUCGAAGGACCUGAAUAACUGUCAGGAGAAAAUCUCAGAGACCAAGGGUUCUGCUUAUGCUCAGCUAUGUGAGACCUGCCAACAGAAAGGCAGGAGCCUGCGGAGUGUCUCCACCUACACCUACGCCAUAAAAGGUACCGAAGACGGAGCGGUGAUAAUAGAAGUUGUAAGUAAAGAGACACAUCAGUUCACACCGUUUAAUGAACUUGAUGGUGCUGCCAGCACAGAAUCAAGGCAGCAUCUUGUCUUGCUGGAGAGCAAAAAUCAGUCACCACCCACAUCAACCGAGCACCUGGAGAAGCGGGGCUCUCUGAAAUAUCAGUUUUCCAAUGAACUGCAGCAGUUACCAGUACAGCUUCUCAAGCCUUCCACUAACAAUACCAGUAAGAUUGUUGAAGCACUGGAAAACUUGGCCCAGAUUAACCGAGAGAGAGCUCAUCCUGAUGCCCCGCAGAGGUUCCUGCAACUCAUUCAGCUCCUACGUUCCGCAAGCUUGGGAAGCCUUCAAAGUAUUUGGGGCAAGAGCACAUCCAAACCCCACCAGAGGCGCUGGAUUUUGGACACCUUACCAACUGUUGCGACCCCGGACUCAAUUCAGUUUAUCCAAACGAGGAUUGAGCAGGGAGACCUCUCGCAGUUUGAAGCAACCCAGGCUCUGAUAUUUGUGCUGCACUCCAUCAAAGCCGACUGCCAUGGUGUAGAUAAUGCUACGAUACUUCUGUCCAGCCCUUACAUGCAGAGGAGUCCCAUCUUUCGAAAGGUCACAUUGCUUGCCUAUGGAUCCCUGGUCCAGAAAUACUGUGCGACCCUCCGGGUUUGCCCAGACGAAGCUCUCCGGCCUCUCCAUGAGCUUGUGGUUGAAGCCGGCAGCAAAGGGCAUGAAGAGGAAAUCAUCCUGGGCCUCAAAGCCAUUGGCAACGCGGGACAGCCAGCCAGUCUUAAGCGGAUCCAGAAACUCCUGCCCGGAUUCGGGAAUGUCGCCAGCAGCGUCUCGAGCAGAAUCCAUGCAGAGGCCGUGAUGGCGCUCCGCAACAUCGCUAAGAAGGAGCCGCGCAAGGUUCAAGCCCUCACUCUUCAGUUAUUUAUGAAUAGAAAGGUCCAAGCUGAAGUACGAAUGAAAGCUUUUAUUGUCUUGCUGGAAACCAAACCAUCCUUGGCUUUAAUUGCAACAGUGACUGACACGCUGCUCAGAGAGACCAACUUGCAAUUGGCUAGUUUUGGUUAUUCCUACAUGAAAUCUCUGGCAGGGUCAUCAGUCCUCGAACUUCAGUCACUGGCUGCAAGUUGUAACAUCGCCAUCAAACGUUUGAACCAAAAGUGUGAUUCGCUCAGUUAUCGGUACAGCAAAGGUUUACAUUUUGGAACAUUUAACGAUAAGUUUUUGGCUGGAUUUGAUACCAACAUUUACUUAAUGAAGAAGUCAGAGAGCAUUCUGCCAAAUUCUGCCAUUGCCAACAUCAAAGUUCAAGGGCUGGGAGUUUCCACAGAUUUUCUGGAGAUUGGUAUCCAAGCAGAGGGAGAGUGGAGUUCAGAGAGUAAACUCCUCCUCAAAGCUCUCGCAGAAUGGAAACCAAUACCCACAAAAAAAGCCCUGGCAGUUGCCUACAUCAAGUUGUUUGGUCAAGAACUUGCUUUUGUCGAACUUGACCAGAAUAAUAUACAAGAGGCCAUUAAGGUAUCGACUACGCUUUUGAGGAGAAUGGACAACCUCAUCAAGAAACUGAUAAAUCAACUUCAGCAAGGAAUCACAACACAGUGGACCAAACCGUUGCUGGCAUCUGAGAUCCGGCACAUUGUGCCAACAUCACUUGGAUUGCCAAUGGAACUGACGUUUUACUACACUGUCGUGUCAGCAUUGUCCAUCUCAGACUUCAGGGCUUCAAUUGUACACAAACAUUCACGGCCCUCUGGGAAAGAGGAUUCCAAGUUUCUGCUGCUUAUUGUUUCGGUCAAAGAUGUCAUCGCCAUCAUGGGAAUAAACACCCCUCUGAUUCAAACGGGUGUGGAAAUACAAUUGAAAACAAGCACUUUUGUCCCCGUGAACUUCACUGCGAGAGUAAACUUAAAGAAGAGUAAUAUCAAAAUUGAAACACCCCCAUGGAAACAGGAAGAUGAGCUGUUUUCUGCUAGGUCACAGGCUUUUGCCUUCUCGAGAAAUAUUGAAGACCCAACCUCCGCGAAAAUCACUCCACUGCUAUCGAGCAGGGAGUUCAGAAUGAUGAACAGAGAAUUGUUUAGUAAAAAAUUCAACAGCAGAUCAAGAGAGAGUGAUGUUGAGUCAGGGCACAAGAAAGAACCUACACGACCAGCACAUCAUCUCCCUGACAACAGAGUAAAAUGUAAGGGUGGCAACUGUAACAGAGAACAGCUCCAAAGACCUGCCCACAGGCCCAACAUCAGAAACAGCUCUUUGUCUUCAACUGAGUCCCGUGCCCAAUCCAGCUCCUUUUCAUCCUCGAGUAAGUCAGAGUCAACGUACAAUGCAAGCCCUGAGCGCACAUCAUCAAGCUCCUCAUCAUCAAGUGAGUCAAGCUCCAGCCGGUUGUCUGGCCGGCGCAGUAAACCUUCUAGACGGCAACAAUCCAGCUCUUCAUCAAAAACUAGCAGUUCCAGCAGUUCCAGCAGUUCCAGAAGUUCCAGCAGUUCCAGCAGUUCCAGAAGUUCCAGAAGUUCCAGCAGUUCCAGCAGUACCAUGUCUUGGCAGCAAAAGGCAUGGUCUUCUCCAAAGCAACGCGCUGCCACCAAAAGAUGCAAAAAUGGGUAUUUGGUAAAGUUCCCAGAUUUUACUCAUGCAAGUGAUCUUCAAUUCCAGUCACGAAACAAAGGUCGAUUAAGCUUUGAGUCAUCAUCUAGAUCCAGCUCAGGAUCUACAGCGAGUUUUUCGAGCUCAUCUACUUCAUCAUCUUCAUCUUCAUCUUCAUCUUCAUCGCAGCAGUCUUUGUUCCUUGGAGACUCUGUGCCACCAAUAUUUUCACUGCUAACCCGAGCCAUCAUGAUGGAUGACAAAGAGAAAGGCUAUGAGACAAAGGCCUAUAUGGAUAAUUCAAUGGACCAACGAGCAUUACAACUAUUUGUGGAUGAACUUCAAGAAGGAGGAAGCUGGCGAGCUUGUGUUGAUGCUGAGAUGCCUAACGUGCACAGAGCAUUGCUGCACAGGCAGUCACCACUACUGCUGCUACUGCUUGAGCCUGGGCCUGCUCCUACCACCGUAGCUUGGGCCUUGCCUGCACUUCUGCUGCUGCUGCCUAGGACUGCCACUAAAACAAAAAAGGAGAAUGCAUCAUUGAAAUGGGGCAAAAAUUGCCAAGACUACAGGAUUGCGGCCAAAGCAUCUACAGGCCGUUUUGAACACCAUCCCGCAGUAAUGGUUAAAGCACAAUGGGACAUAAUACCUCAAAGCCUGAAAGAAACCGCAGACAUCCUUGCUGACCAGCUCGCAGGAAUCGCCUUCCUGUUUGGAUUCUCUGAGAGACAUCAAAGGAGUCGCGCUCAUCGGCUUUCGGUGAUUAUGGCAGCAACAUCUCAGCGAACGCUGGAUGUGGUGGUGCGAACUCCAAAGCAUAUCUUCAAUCGCAGAAACCUUCUCAUCCCAGCACCAUUACCUUUCGAUGUGAACUCUCCCUCAGUACAGCAAAGAGGAUUGCUUGUCCUGGCUGAUUUACCAGCUAUGGUUUCACCAACAUCUACAGCUGAAUGCAGGGUCUUGCAAAACCAAUUCACCCCAUUUAACAAGGAAUGUUUUGAGUAUGAAAUGCCUGAAGGCUGUGCUCAUGUAUUGGUCCAAGAUUGUACUCCUGAACUGAAAUUCAUCGUACUGAUAAGACGCAGUGCGGAAUCACUGAUUGUACAGCUGAGUUUACCUUUCAGUCAAAUAGAAAUACAGUCGACAAAAGCAGGAAAGAUCCAACUGUUCAUCAAUGGAACCAAGAUGUUGGUCAAAAGCCUACCACUUCCAGGUUCAAGAUCCUUGGCCAUUGAGAGAAGUGACAAUAAUCUGACCAUCAAAGCACCAGAAGUUGGCCUCAAAAAUCUCUUCUUCGAUGGAAAAGAGAUUAAGGUUUCAGUGAUGCCGUGGAUGGCUGAGAAUACAUGUGGAUUGUGUGGGCAAAGUGAUUCCCUGAGGAGAAAUGAAUAUCAACAACCAAAUAAACGCAGCACCAGAGAAAUUCUGAAAUUCGCACACUCGUGGUUACUGCCAGGGGAAAGCUGUAAAGACGAAACUGGUUGCAAACUGACGAAACAGACUGUGAAGCUGGAGAACUCAGUCAACAUACACGGACAGGAAUCCAAAUGCUACACUGUUGACCCUGUUUUACGGUGCCAGGUUGGAUGCACACCAACUCAGACAGUCCCAGUUGUCUAUGGCUUUCAUUGCCUUCCAGCCGAUUCUCAAGCAAAUCCUAGCGAUGAGUUGCUGGCGUCCACCACUUUUGGUCAGAAAACUGAAGACUUGACAGACACGGUUGAAGCUCACAUCGCCUGUUCAUGUCCUUCCGGCUGCAGUUAA
Molecule: messenger RNA, 5055 nt
Organism: Hemiscyllium ocellatum (epaulette shark)
Lineage: Eukaryota; Metazoa; Chordata; Chondrichthyes; Orectolobiformes; Hemiscylliidae
Product: vitellogenin-like
Biological process (GO): lipid transport
Molecular function (GO): lipid carrier activity
Source: RefSeq, a predicted model, not a curated record